Molecule: messenger RNA, 942 nt
Organism: Aspergillus aculeatinus CBS 121060
Lineage: Eukaryota; Fungi; Ascomycota; Eurotiomycetes; Eurotiales; Aspergillaceae
Product: DUF3632 domain-containing protein
Exons: 1
Coding region: 1-942 (313 amino acids)
Source: RefSeq, a predicted model, not a curated record
AUGGAAAACAGCGACUUUUUCUCCGACGAUCCCCUCGUGCAGCAAGCAGCCCAGGUUGUGUUUGAUGUAGUGGACGGGAUAGAGGACCCGCACACCGGGGCCGAGCGCAUCGACGCCAUUAUCCGUCCAUACUUCUUGACUCCCGAGAAAGAGCGGAAAGGGGAUAAACCUCUAGAGCCGUUUUGGUUGGAGGUAAUUUCGACUGCCGCUGUCACGCGCUACGAUGAUGAAGGGCAGGAUCGAUUGAUUAAGCUCAUGUGCGCUUUGAGUCGGCUGACACCGAUCAUUAUCGAUGAGGAGGAGGAGAAGAUGAGGAAGAAGAAGAAUCAGGGGGGAGUGAGGGAAAAGCUGUGGACAAGCUUUAGCUAUUUAGGGUGGGUGAUGCAACAGAACUUCCCGAGCGGGCUUCCUGAAAUUGAUCCCGAUCCGACGGCCAAGUGCUGCGGACUCCUCCACCUUCCACAGGAUGCCCGGUGUCCCUUGAAACUCGGCGACAAAGACAAGAGGCCGAAGGAUGAUAAAUGGAUCGCGCAAGACCUCAACCUGGACUCCUUCAUGGCUAGAGUCCUCGGACAUCAGCUGCGGCCGUGGAAGGAGUUCGCCAUCUGGCAGCUGCGGUCCGCGCUCGAGUGGCCCCAUGUAAACCCCCGUCUCGUCGAUCACCAUCUUGCUAUCGUGCGUGAAUGGAUUCUCCAUGCGGGCUACGAGCUGUAUCGCCAGCGGUACGAAGGCUUUCUCGAAGCGGACAGGAAAAGGCGCACAAAGCAGGGGCCUCUCUACCGUGGUAGGGCGGAUAUCCCCCGCGAGCGGUGGAUCUUCUGGAAAGAACGCAUUGCGGAGCUCGCGAAAUCCGCCUCCGAUGACUUUCAGAAGACCGCGGCGGCCCUGGUGGAUCGGAUGAACAAAAUUGAGGAGAAUCUGCAGGAUAUCCCAUUUUCGUAA